AUGAUGAGGAUAUGGACAUUUUUGAUUGCUGGGCUGGUGGCUCUUUUAAUUCUUCACUUCUUGAAACAACUCUGGUCAGGCAGACACUACCCCCCUGGGCCUUUUCUACUACCUGUCAUUGGAAGCAUAUGGCGAAUUGGAAUUAGUAUUUCUGAAGAUUUUCUCAUUAAGAUAGCAAAGCAAUAUGGAAAUAUUUACACUGUGUGGGUAGGACAUCAACCUGCGAUGGUUUUUUCUGGAUUCCAAGCUGUGAAAGAAGUGCUGAUCAACCAUGAAGACGCAUUCUCUGAGCGAGCGUUGACUCCUUUCCUAAAAGUUGUAGGAAGAGAAAGGGGGAUUCUACUUUCAAAUGGUCACAACUGGAAGAAGCAGAGAAAGUUUGGUGUAGUAACUCUGCGGAAGCUGGGACUGGGGAAGAAAGGCAUGGAGCACCAAAUACAAGAGGAGGCCCAGCAGCUUGUGGAGACUUUUGCACGUGCAAAUGGGCAGCCACUUGACCCUUCCUUGCCCAUCACCAAUGCAGUCUCAAACGUGAUCUGUGCUGUGACAUUUGGAGACCGGUUUUCUCUUGAAGAUGAAAAAUUCCAGAAAGUGAUUGAAGAUGUUGAUGUUAUCUUAAAAUUUACAGGCAGCAUCUUUCAUAUUUUGUAUGAAACGCUCCCAUGGAUCAUGAAGCAUCUUCCAGGACCUCACCAAAAGGCCCUCUCCGCCCUUGGGAUAGUGCUUUCAUUUGCAAGGGAGGAGAUAGCGAACCAUAAGGAGCAACAGUCCUUUCAUGAGCCACAGGAUUUCAUAGAUUUCUAUCUACUUCAGAUGGAGAAAAGCAGGAAUGACCCCAAGUCUACCUAUGAUGAAGAAAACCUGGCUCAGUGCAUUUUCGACUUCUUUAUUGGGGGAACAGAGACAACCACCACUUCUCUGAGAUGGGCUUUGCUUCUCCUGACAAAUCAUCCAGAUAUCCAAGAUAAAGUCUACAAGGAGAUAAAAGAUGUUUCCGGUUCAUCACAUUCAAUCUGCUACCGAGAUAUAAAGGAACUGCCCUACACUAAUGCUGUGAUUCAUGAGAUGCAGCGUUCAAAAUUUCCCUUAUUAUUUGGAGCCCCACGACGAUGUACAAAGGAUGUGAAUGUGAACGGUUAUCUCAUUCCCAAGGGGGCAUAUAUUAUUCCAGAUCUGCGCUCUGUUCUUCUUGAUCCUGAGCGGUGGGAGUCUCCUGAAAAGUUCAACCCAAACCAUUUUUUGGACAAGGAUGGAAAUUUUUCAUCUAGAGAAGAAUUUCUGCCAUUUGGUGCAGGGGCUCGGAUGUGUCCUGGGCAGCAGCUGGCAAGGAUUGAACUCUUCAUCUUCUUGACCAGCCUGCUGAAGACGUUCAGGUUUCAGCUGCCAGAAGGAGUUAAAAAACUCAAUCCAGAUGCUGUAAUACGUGUCUCUUUAUCUCCCCAUCCUUAUAAAAUCUGUGCUGUUCCUCGUUGUAGUUCAUCAUAA
Messenger RNA from Elgaria multicarinata webbii, 1485 nucleotides. RefSeq names its product cytochrome P450 2J5-like. The coding region runs from base 1 to 1485 and encodes 494 amino acids. NCBI's taxonomy places the organism in Eukaryota, Metazoa, Chordata, Lepidosauria, Squamata, Anguidae. Gene Ontology annotation, biological process: xenobiotic metabolic process. Gene Ontology annotation, molecular function: iron ion binding; oxidoreductase activity, acting on paired donors, with incorporation or reduction of molecular oxygen, reduced flavin or flavoprotein as one donor, and incorporation of one atom of oxygen; heme binding. Gene Ontology annotation, cellular component: intracellular membrane-bounded organelle; cytoplasm. The record is from RefSeq and is a predicted model, not a curated record. The transcript has 9 exons.